Sitophilus oryzae (rice weevil) is the source of this 3122-nucleotide messenger RNA. RefSeq names its product synaptobrevin-1-like. Gene Ontology annotation, biological process: vesicle-mediated transport; vesicle fusion. Gene Ontology annotation, cellular component: plasma membrane; SNARE complex. The coding region runs from base 93 to 539 and encodes 148 amino acids. The transcript has 5 exons. Lineage: Eukaryota; Metazoa; Arthropoda; Insecta; Coleoptera; Curculionidae. The record is from RefSeq and is a predicted model, not a curated record. Gene Ontology annotation, molecular function: syntaxin binding; SNAP receptor activity.
UCGCUGUUUUGGCCGAAAAGAGCGACCGUGUCCCCAUUUCGACUGUUUUUCAGCGGUAUCGCGAUCCCAAUUUUCACCUUUAGAAUUGUACCAUGUCUGCGGGCGACACUUUAGGCGCGGGCGGUGGCGAUGAUGGCAUCGUGGGGGGUCCACGGACGCCACAACAGAUCGCCGCACAGAAAAGACUGCAGCAGACGCAGGCGCAGGUCGACGAAGUCGUCGACAUCAUGAAGACCAACGUGGAAAAAGUACUGGAAAGGGAUCAGAAAUUAUCAGAGCUCGAUGACAGAGCGGAUGCCCUGCAACAAGGAGCUUCCCAGUUUGAACAACAAGCAGGAAAACUAAAACGAAAAUUUUGGCUGCAAAAUUUAAAGAUGAUGAUCAUAAUGGGAGUCAUUGGUUUGGUGAUUUUAAUCAUUAUUAUCAUGAAAUUCAUGCCAGACAACCCGCCCGCCGCCCCCGUGGCCCCCGCAGUAGUGGUCGCCCCGCAGGCGGCGGCCCCCGCCCCCCAAGAGAGCGCCAAACCGCAGACGGGCUAAUCGUUCCACGGCAUUCUUCUGGCGGAGCCGUUCUCAAGGCUUUAAUACAAUAACGAUAGGUUCUCGACAAGAGAGGAACAAAUAGGAGCGAUCACCCUCUCAUAUGUCAAAAUGAAAGUCAUCAAUUUAUCUUUUUUUGUCUCUAAAAAUAUCAUGUGGUCUAAUUUAUAUGACGCCAGGGUAAGCGUAGAAUUGAUAUUCUUUAGGUUCAGCUAUGUCUAUGGCUAGUUAAAUGAGGAGCAGUCAGACAAAACGUGAUACAUUCACUUUUAGGCAAAAUAACUUAAUGAUUCUUACGGGUGAGAUAAAUCCUGUGAUGUAAUCAGUUUCAACCAAAUCUCUUUAAUUCCCAUUUAAAAUCAACUUCAAAGUUUUACUUUUAUUAGAUUGUAUUAAAAAGCCUCUUUUAUUUUUCUUUUAAAUACUUAAAAAAAGUUAGUAAAUCAUCAAGCAAAUUAAAUAAUUUGGUGGGGUAUUUUUGGUUAGCUCUCUUAUUGUAUAUUAUCGUUGUGACUUUUGUAUAAAUAGUGUUAACUAUAAAUACCUGUAUAAUAAUUAAAAUUAUAUUAUGCUGCAUAAAUGUACAAUAUUUGCUAUUAUAUAUACCCUGUUUAUAUUAAAAAAUAACACUCACUGGAUAUUUGAGUGCCGUUUCCACCAAACGAAUUCUGUUUGCAAAAACACAGACCUAGAAAAACUCUUUGGUCUGUCUGCCGAGCUACGGGUCUUCGGUGUUGGAAAUCGAUGAUAAACUUUGAAUACUAUCAUUGAUACUUUCCGAAGUUCAGCGAUAUAGAUUGAUGAUCUGAAAUGUCAUUUCAGCGCUUACUGCGACGCCGUUCUCAUUAGUUUUCGAAAAAUGUUAUUUAAACAAGCAGUUGAUUAUUAUACUUCACAGAUACUGUUUAAAGUUAUUAUGGCAGUAUAAUUUUUAUUGUAUAAGACUCUCACUUUUAUUGCUCAAAAAUAUGUAAAAAUAUUUUCCUGAAUAAACAGAAUAUACAUGUAUUAAUAUAACAUGGGCCUCAUAUCUUAACGCGUUAUGAAAGACACUAUUAAAUGAGAAUUAAAAUGAACUUGGUCUCUUACUAUUUAAUUAUAACUCUAUAGUUAACUAUUUCAGGGGCAUUUAAAAAAAAUCUUAACCAUUUAACUACUGGUUAUUUAGAUGUUGCUUUCUAGGAAAAUUUGUUUAAAAAUACCAAGGCUACAGUUCCCUGACUUUUACAAUGAUACAUGAGAGGGUGUGUGUGAGUUUUUACUUUUUCUUUCCAAUACGAGUAAGUUGCUUCAACAUUGUUCAAAUUCUCUUCCCAGAUAAAAGACAGAUACGCUCUAUCUUGUAUAAUUUUCUUGUUUGAUGCAUACUGUGCUACGAAACAAACGCAUAAGCAACGAGAAGCAUUUAUUGUUCGCUCCGUUUAGAAUUCCAAUGGCGCGUUAUUUAAAUUUACUACAAAUUGGUUUUGGAAGUUCAAACGUAGGUCUUUGAUAGGUUUAGCUACAAGAUUUCUGUUGACCUGAUUUAACAGUCAGGUAAAAAUUUGAUUUCACUUACUUUAGUGAGGCACCGUAUGAUCGAAUAAAUACGACGUCAGCGAUAACUAUGAAAUGACAAUCGAUGACAUUUCCCAUAUAAUUUCAUUUCAUAGCCAUCGCUGGCGUCGUUUUAAUUCAAUCAUACGGUAUUUUAAAUAGAAUAUUUUUUGGCUCAAGAAUAACAAAGGACCAAGAGUCAAUCUCUCAGUCACAAAAAUAUAUUUUCUUUUAGUUAGAAAAAUACUUCUUAAUAAUAACGCUAGACAGUUUUUGGUAGUCUAAUUAACCCCUUCAAAUACAUAUGUUUGAAACCCUUUAGCAAAACCAAUAAUGGUUAACGUUUGAUACAUAAAUAAUAUCGAAGAUUAUAAAAAUAUUUAAAUCCUACGUUGACUUGCGUCUAGAUUUUAAACUAAUAUGUACUUAAGAAAUGGCUGGACAGGUUGGAGAAAUUCUAUUGGCUAAUGUACGUUCUGGUUUGUAGAGAAGUGCGAUUUUCCAAUGAAGUUUCUUGUAGAUAUACGGUGGUAGGCAGUGUAUAGGUAUGUUUUUAAUAUUGUUAUUUUGUAAAAGUAGAGGUAAUUUUAUCAAAUAAAUUUAAUGUAAAUUUUUGCGAAAAACUCUUUUCUUUGAAUAAAUAAAUGCAAAUAUUUUAAAGGGUUAAAGAAAAUAUUUUUUCCUUUUUUAAUAAAUCAGACGCAAAUAACCAUAAAGUAAAAUGAUCAAAAGGCUUUGGUUUGGUGUACUUUUUAAGCCAGAGUCUCAUGCAUUCGAAAUCCGAUGGUACGACACCCGAAAUUUGAAGUUAACCUGUGAAAUAAAAAAAGCCUGUCACAUACAUCCGAAAGUUCGUUCCGAAAUUUGACAGUUUUGGCAUUUAGACCUGUCAUUUCCUAUCAACAGUAUCAACAUUAUUACAUGUAUUAUUGGAGAAACACUUAUAAAAAUAACUUCCUCGCCAAAUAUCCCGAAAUUGCCCCCUUCCCACUAAACUUGUUUAUAAAAAUCAAUGUUUUCAAAAAAAGUGAGGUUAAAAAACACACG